Molecule: messenger RNA, 3226 nt
Organism: Polyodon spathula (Mississippi paddlefish)
Lineage: Eukaryota; Metazoa; Chordata; Actinopteri; Acipenseriformes; Polyodontidae
Gene: fgl1b
Product: fibrinogen like 1B
Exons: 8
Coding region: 204-1199 (331 amino acids)
Source: RefSeq, a predicted model, not a curated record
GCUGGUGAGACCAAGACUAACCUGGUAUUUGCAGUGAUGUAAUAUCAUCUACAGUUCUAAUGUGAUCCAUGUGGAACGAGGAGCAUGACAUAUAAGAAGUGAAAUAAAUAAGCAUUUAUUUACCACUCAUAGGCUUCCAAGGGAAUAUUCCAUGCUGUAGUUUAGAACCCAUCCGCCCAUGCCUUUCAUGUAAAGGAGAAGACAUGACGCUGAUGUUGUUUCUGCUUAUUGUGAGCCAAGCUACUGCUGCACCCAGACCUUCAGAAAGCGAAUCGUGCUUGUUAGACAUCUCCGAACUCCAGCACACGAUUAAAGGUCUACAGAAUCAGUUACUGAUCGGAGAGUGGCAGAUGAAGGAACUCACAGAAAACAGCUGGAUGUACAGUCGGGUGCUUUCACAAAAUUCAACCAAGCAAACAAAUGAACACAUAACGCUUCUGCCAACCACCAGUGGGAACCUCAUUGUCUAUGACCAUGAUUGCUCUAUGUUGUAUGACAGACAGAAGGCUCCAAGUGGGUACUAUCGGAUCAAACCCAAGACUGCUGCUGAGCCUUUCCUUGUGUACUGCGACAUGGAGGAUGGGGGCGGGUGGACUGUCCUGCAACGGAGGAGAAAUGGAAAGGUGGAUUUUAACAGAGGGUGGAGUGAUUACAAAGAUGGGUUUGGCCAUUUUAAAACGAAGAACGAUGAGCAUUGGCUGGGCAAUGAACACAUGUAUGCACUUCUCUUGGGUGAGAGCAGUUUGAUGAAGAUAGAGCUUAUGGACUGGAAAGGGGCAGAGGCUCACGCAUUCUAUGAAAACUUCAGAAUUGCUGCUGAAAAGGAUAACUACAGGCUGCAGUUUGGCCUCUACAGCGGAACUGCUGGUGACGCACUGUCGGGAGGAGGCAAUGUGGAACAGCAGUGGUCUGCAUCACACAACAGCAUGCAGUUCAGCACCCCUGACUCAGACCACGACAGAUUCACACAGGGCAACUGCGCUAAAGAGAACAAAGGAGGCUGGUGGUUUAACAGGUGUCAUGCAGCCAACCUGAAUGGGAAGUACUACAAGAGAGGUGAAUACAAAGCCAAACACGAUAACGGGGUCCUCUGGUUCACCUGGCGGGGGUGGUGGCACUCCCUGAAAUUCACAACCAUGAAGGUCAGGCCUCCGUACUUCAUGGACAGCCUGGGGAGUGGAGACGGGGGCUCGAUCUAGCAGAAUGCAGAAUGAACGGCUGUAUCCCACACAGGGAACAGGACAUCCUGAGUCACCAGGGCUACUCCAGCAUGCCACCCCAUCAUUACUGCUAAAUCUCAGGUCACCUUGGAGACCCAUUCUACUUUUCAAACUGCAAAAGUUUAUAUACUAUAAAUUUCAUGAAACACGGGUCAACUUUACAGCAACUUUAGAAGCAAUUUUUUAAAUCACAUUUCAAGCAACUGUCAUUGUUUUGUACAGUAUUUUGCAACUUGAACCUUGCAAAUGGUGACGAUUGCUUUAAAAAGUAACCCAAAACAAACUGCUUCGAACAUUGUCAGAAUAAAGUUUUAAAUAGGAUAAUCAUGGAGAAUGUUUUCCACAUGGAACACUGUAGAUCAAUCCAGAAGCCUAGGCUGCCUUCCUGUAAUGCCCCAGAACUGUCUGGAGGCAUAUGAAAUGUUCUAGAAGUUUUACUGGGUUCAGAUCUAUUUGAAUUUCACAGAGCAGAUGUCAAUAUGUCAACACACACUUUGUCUUACUUAAGGUGGAAUGACCCUUAUUUACUGAAUACUCUAUAUUUGAUAAUGUACUGUUUGUUGGACUAAAGCCAAGGGAACGCUAGUCUACAUGUUGCUAGAAAAUGUAGAAUUAAAUCUGUUGCUACUACAUUGUUGCUUCAAAUUUCAGGGGACACUAUUCAACAAACAGUUUUAAACAAAAAGUAGGACUUGCUUUACUCAUUACUAUUAAGUUGUAUCAAUGAAAGCUUUUAUUUGAGACAAAAAUAACCACUGAAAACACCACUUGGGAACAAAAAUGUAAGAUAUACAGUUAACAUACCGCUGCAGUUUAACAUGAAUGUUCUAAUGCUUCAGUGUCGGUACCAGACCAGCUUUUAUUUUAUCAUUUCUAAUAGACUAUAAUGCCAGACACAACAUUAUGUUAAAAACGGUUCAUCAUAGUAAGUCAUUUUGUUCAAGGAAUAUAACAAUAGGUGUGUCGACUGUAAUACCGUGCCACUAGACCUCAUGGCAUUAACUGCCAGGAAUGGACCGAUUUACACUUGUUUACUUGCCUAUACCACCUAUUAAAAAAAAAAAAAAAAAAAAGGAAAACAAAUCACCCUAAAAAAAUCGGUAAGGAGAGUCUCGCUGACAAAUCCCACACCGGCUUCACAUUCACUCUUUCUUUGGGGGUAUGUUUCACCAGUGAAGAAGCUAGUCACAUGACUUUUUACAUCACUUUCAUUGGCUGAUUUAUUCUACGAUGUAAUGUUGCUUCUACAAAAUCAGUUGCUUGCAACAAAGCUGCCUGAAAUUAGUAGCUUGCAUGUCACUUUCUACAAAAAAAGUAGCCCUUUCUACAUUUUUCUUCCAACAUGUAGACUAGUGUCGUGUCCCCUCGGCUUAAGCUACAUUGUGUAUUUAUUUAAUCAUACAUUCUGAGGUAAAUCAAUUUGACAAACGUUUCAUCUAGUGUACAGUAGUUCAGAAACAGCUGGUUAAUAGCACUGUUGUGUGUGCAUACACAGUGAUAUUGUAUCAUGUGUCAUUAGAAAUUAACAGGAGUACUGAGGGAAAAUAGUGUUGUAUCUCUGCGUAUACUUUUAUAUUUUUGUUACAGGAACCUAGAAUGCAUUUAGGUAGAUCACAGAAUAAAAAUCUUAUUUUAUUGAUGAAACCUAUCAACAAUUAUUACAGGGACUGAAGAAUAUUAAUGUAAAUCUUUGUCUCACCACCAUUCAAAUAUCUUUAUUUGUGUUCCUGAAAAUAGGUUUAUUAUUUUGAAAUAAAAUGAAUAAUAAUAAUAAUAAUAAUAAUAAUAAUAAUAAUAAAAUAAAGUCAAUGCAUAUACAAACUUCUUGUUUUCAAAAUGUUAUUGAAACUACCUUUGAAUUUGGUUAUGUUACCCAUCCAGGGUAAUAUUUGGUUAUGUUACCCAUCCAGUAGUUACAGUCAGUGCCUCCUAAUCAGGAUUUCUGCUUAAAUGGGAUACAGCUCUGGGAGCCGGAUCUUCCCAAUGCUAUUUAUGUCAUUUAAUUG